Suncus etruscus (white-toothed pygmy shrew) is the source of this 1052-nucleotide messenger RNA. RefSeq names its product nuclear apoptosis inducing factor 1 (gene NAIF1). The record is from RefSeq and is a predicted model, not a curated record. Bases 14 to 1009 code for a protein of 331 amino acids. Lineage: Eukaryota; Metazoa; Chordata; Mammalia; Eulipotyphla; Soricidae. The transcript has 2 exons. Gene Ontology annotation, cellular component: nucleus.
GAAGAGAGAGGCCAUGGCUGGCCCAGCCAAGAAAAGGAAGAUGAACUUCUCCGAGCGAGAAGUGGAAAUCAUCGUGGAGGAGCUGGAACUCAAGAAGCACCUGCUGGUGAACCAUUUCAACGCCGGGGUCCCUCUGGCUGCUAAGAGCGCCGCCUGGCAUAGCAUCCUGCGGAGGGUCAACGCCGUGGCCACAUGCCGCAGGGAGCUGCCCGAAGUCAAGAAGAAGUGGUCCGAUCUCAAGACCGAGGUUCGGCGCAAGGUGGCCCAGGUUCGGGCAGCCGUCGAGGGCGGAGAGGCCCCAGGUCCUCAUGAGGACGAGGAUGAUGGAGCUGGUGGUGGUGGCCCUGGGACUGGUGGUGCCAAUGGCAACGGGGGCCCAGCUGUGGCCCCUGUGCUACUCACCCCCAUGCAGCAGCGCAUCUGUAAUCUGCUGGGUGAAGCCACCAUCAUCAGUCUGCCCAGUACCACGGAGAUCCACCCCGUGGCCCUGGGAUCCACGACCACUGCCCACGCAGCUACGGUCACGCUGACGCAGAUUCCCACCGAGACCACCUACCACACGCUGGAGGAGGGGGUAGUGGAGUACUGCACCGCUGAGGCACCCCCAGCCCUGCCAACCGAGGCCCCCGUGGAGAUGAUGACCCCGCAUCCCGACGCUUCGGUCAAGCCGCAGGCCCUCAAGAGCCGAAUUGCCCUCAACUCGGCCAAGCUGAUCCAGGAGCAGCGUGUCACCAACCUGCACGUGAAGGAGAUCGCCCAGCACCUGGAGCAGCAGAACGACCUGCUGCAAAUGAUCCGCCGCUCCCAGGAGGUGCAGGCCUGCGCCCAGGAGCGCCAGGCCCAGGCCAUGGAGGGCACCCAGGCAGCUCUGAGCGUCCUCAUCCAGGUCCUCCGGCCUAUGAUCAAAGAUUUCCGCCGCUACCUGCAGAGCAACACGCCCGCCCCUGGCCCGGCCUCUGAAUCCACACAGAUGGCCCAGAAUGGGCAGCCCGACAGCCUCAUCCAGUGAGGGCAGGGUUCAGCCAGCCCAUUGCUGUGACCAGAUCCCUGCA